CGCAAUGUAGCCUCAACCGCAAAUGCAAUUUAAAACUCUAGCAUGCUUAUGCAAUGGGAAUUGUGUAACAUAACAUUAACAUGUUUAGGAAAACGGCUAAUGAUUUCUAUUCAAACUUUUUCUCUUAUCCAAAGUUGUGUAAGAUAAGCGACAUAUCUUCAACAUGGUAAUAGACAAAUUCGAGAUAGAAGGUGAAUGCCAGAUAUUCCACAUGAUGCACCUGGCACCAAAGCCAAGAGCCUCUUGUCUGUUCUCUUUCUUUUUCUUCUCUCCAUCCAUCUAAGUACAAUUUCGGUCAAAAGGGGUCAAAGCCAAUCAUUUCAAAUUCUCAUACACUCAUUGCUUUGCGUGGAUCGAAAGUCUUGGGUCUUGUGUCGCAUAUUCUAAAGCUUAUUGUGCUUGUUCUGUCCCUGCAAAAAGCAUUUGGUUUUGCCUUAACUACUUGUUCAAACAGACUCAAAAUCCAAGACACUUCACUCACUUUAAUGUUUCUUGAUUCCAACUUUAGUUGAGCCUGUCUUUGUUUUAACAUAUAAAUAACCCUUCAUGCCUCUUCUGUCUCAUUGGAUUAACCCUCAUUUCAAUUGUUAUUGAAUCAUUCUGUCCCACUUUGUCAUUCACUACUGCCCUGUUGUCCCUCCACGAAUCAUUGCUCUGUUGCAUCAUCUACUAACAGCAGUUUUCAAUUUCAUGGAGACAGUUGAGCUAAAAGUGGAGAUGGUGUGUAUACAUGAGAAAAGACUAAGGAAAUGCCUCUCAAAAUUGAAAGGGAUAGAGAAGGUGGAAGUGGAUACUAACUGCCAGAAGGUAGUGGUCACUGGAUAUGCAAACAAGAACAAGAUCCUUAAAGCAGUUAGGAGAGGGGGUCUCAAGGCUGAUUUCUGGUCUGCUCAGAAUGAGUUGCUUAAUGCUUAUGUCAGUGCCAAAUAUGCCAGCUUCAGAUUCAACCCCUUCAGCUUCUUCUAGAUUUUCUCAUCCCCAAAACCACCAUAUUUAAUAGAUUCUUUUUAUUUUUGGCUUACUCUAAGUUUUUAUGUAUAUGUUUGGAUACCAGUUGAUUGCAAUAUGGACGGACAUUCAUCUCUAUUUAUAAGAAGAGAUUUUUUACUUUUUUUUAUCUCGAAGUAAGUGCUAACGUCUGUUUGCACAUGUGCGUUUUCAGUUGUACCAACAGGUAUAGACAUAUAUAUUUUCUUCCUUGUGUGGGAUUACAGAUACCUACACAAUGUUCAAUGAUGAUAUUUCAGAGUGUAAUAGAGACAUAUCAAAGCUAAAUUUUGAGAACUCAAUGUCUUUCUACAAAAUUCAAACUCAUACUUUCUUUGUCUGCAUGGAACUGCAGCCAAUUAAUUCUAGAAGAAGUGCAAAUUGAAUUUCAAGAAGCUAUUGAAAUCCCAGUUCAAAUCAGAUUAUUCCUAGUUCUUACUUCUUACUUAC
This is a messenger RNA of Lotus japonicus, 1437 nucleotides long. RefSeq names its product heavy metal-associated isoprenylated plant protein 28-like. The coding region runs from base 691 to 966 and encodes 91 amino acids. Gene Ontology annotation, molecular function: metal ion binding. The record is from RefSeq and is a predicted model, not a curated record. NCBI's taxonomy places the organism in Eukaryota, Viridiplantae, Streptophyta, Magnoliopsida, Fabales, Fabaceae. The transcript has 3 exons.